Molecule: messenger RNA, 1173 nt
Organism: Alnus glutinosa
Lineage: Eukaryota; Viridiplantae; Streptophyta; Magnoliopsida; Fagales; Betulaceae
Product: cystinosin homolog
Exons: 8
Coding region: 195-1019 (274 amino acids)
Biological process (GO): L-cystine transport
Cellular component (GO): vacuolar membrane
Molecular function (GO): L-cystine transmembrane transporter activity
Source: RefSeq, a predicted model, not a curated record
AUAAUAAAAAAUCUGAAAGUGUGCUAUCCCCAUAGAUUAGCUAAAAAGACAUAAAGAUGCCGCGCAUUGGACGUUUGCAAUGAAAUAUAAAAUUCUUAGGAGACAGCUACUUCAGACCAAGUUGUCCUCAGAGGAUGUAGGAAAAGAAUUGAAGUUUAACCAUUCAUCGUUUCCUCUCUCCGACAGGGAGAGAAAUGGCUUGGUGGAACUCAGUUCCGCUGGAAAUCACGUACCAGGUUCUGGGAUGGACUUCUUUCUUGUCGUGGACCUUGGGUUUCUACCCACAAGUCAUCUUGAAUUUCCGCAGGAAAAGUGUGGUGGGGAUGAGCUUCGAUUUUGUGGUGCUGAAUUUGACGAAGCACUCCUCGUAUCUGAUAUACAACGCGUCCCUCUUCUUUAGCCCCACUGUUCAGAAGCAGUACUACGAAAAGUACGGCUAUGGAGAGAUGAUCCCUGUAGCUGCAAACGAUGUUGCUUUCUCUACCCAUGCUGUUCUUGUGACAGCACUUCUCUUGUUCCAAAUUGUAAUAUAUGAACGCGGAAGCCAGAAGGUUUCCAAGAUAGCCAUUGCAAUUGUCUCUGCUGUGUGGCUAUUUGCUGCUGUUUGUUUUUUCAUAGCUUUGCCAAGUCAUUCUUGGCUUCAGCUAAUCUCCAUCUUUAGCUCGAUUCAAGUUUUUAUGACAGUCAUCAAAUAUAUUCCCCAGGUGUUUAUGAAUUUUAAGCGCAAAAGCACGGAUGGAUUCAGUAUUGGCUAUAUUUUACUCGAUUUUUUUGGAGCGUUGACAAGUUUCUUGCAGAUGGUUGUGCAGUCUAUAGAUCAAGGUUCUUUGGUGAACUUUUAUGGAAACAAAGGGAAGAUGUUGUUAUCUCUGGUAUCCAUGUCCUUUGACAUUAUAUUCAUGUCCCAACGUUUUGUUCUCUAUCCUGUCAAGCAACCCCAAGUCUGUCCCAAACUCAUGGAGGAAAGCAGAGAGCUGCUUGUUGAGUGUCCCGAUCGCCCGCACUCAGAAAAUAUAUAAAGCUUAGCUGUUAGCUCUGUUCAUAAUCUAAAAGUUCAGUCAAGUUUUGUAAUCUUUCUCAACAGAAACAAAUGAUUUGAUUUGGAAGGCAGUAGCUACGGGGUAUGAAUAUUGUGUUUGUGAGUAAUAAGUAAUAAAGGUAUUUGUUCCACUU